CAAACUGAAUACGGUUUAAUUACAAUAUUCUUCAGAAUGAAAUUCAUUUUAGUCCUGGCUUGUUUAGCACUCUACGUGGCCCACAUACAGGCACAGAAAUGUCGUGGACUUCCCCUAACCCAAAACUGUCGAGGUGGCAGAAAUUCGGGACAUCUAGAUGGAAGUACCUGCAGAGAUAAUUUAAACAACAAUAUGUGGUACUACAAUAGCGACAGUCGUGAAUGCCGAUCGAUGUCCUAUUUGGGCUGUGGCGGCAACAAUAAUCGUUAUUGCACCAAGAGGCAAUGCGAGCGCAAUUGCAUAAGACGUAGCUAAAUUUCAACUGUAAUGAGAAUAUAAAAAUAAAUUGAUACUGGCAUAAUUAAAAACAAAAAUUCAUUUUA
Molecule: messenger RNA, 383 nt
Organism: Drosophila innubila
Lineage: Eukaryota; Metazoa; Arthropoda; Insecta; Diptera; Drosophilidae
Product: PI-actitoxin-Axm2b-like
Exons: 2
Coding region: 37-315 (92 amino acids)
Molecular function (GO): serine-type endopeptidase inhibitor activity
Source: RefSeq, a predicted model, not a curated record